Telopea speciosissima is the source of this 519-nucleotide messenger RNA. RefSeq lists its product as uncharacterized. The transcript has a single exon. NCBI's taxonomy places the organism in Eukaryota, Viridiplantae, Streptophyta, Magnoliopsida, Proteales, Proteaceae. The record is from RefSeq and is a predicted model, not a curated record. Gene Ontology annotation, molecular function: nucleic acid binding. The coding region runs from base 1 to 519 and encodes 172 amino acids. Gene Ontology annotation, biological process: DNA integration.
AUGGCCAUGGCUAUGGACCUUAUAGGGAAGGUUACCCCACCGACUACGCAGGGGCAUUGCUUCAUUAUUGUGGCCACUGACUAUUUUACCAAGUGGGUUGAGGCCGUGGCAAUGAAGGGAGUCAAUCAGGCUGAGGUCAUCCAAUUCCUCAAGAGUCAUAUCAUUCACAGGUUUGGGCUUCCAGAGACUGUUACGUGUGACAAUGGGAGCAUUUUUGUUGGAGAUGAGGUGGUUGCAUUUGCAGCUAAAUUGGGAAUAACAUUCACCCAUUCCACCCCAUACUACACGCAAGGCAAUGGACAGGCCGAGGCAAGUAACAAGAUUCUCAAGGGGUGUUUGGCGAAGGUUGUGGAUGACAACCCACGAAGAUGGGCAUACAUGCUCUCUGAAGUACUGUGGGCAUUCAGGACAUCACAGUGGGCCAGCAUGGGUACUAUGCCCUUUUCUUUAACAUAUGGCCACGACGUAGUGCUACCCGUUGAAGUUAGUGUAAAGUCAACAUGGGUGGAAAUCCAGUAG